ACUUUGAUGAUGCAAAAAAAGUGAGCUGGGCGGAAGUUCCUGGUGCGCCGGCGAAUUGGGACCGGGUGGAAACCAAUAAAAAUGCAGCUUCGUUGUCAAAUUUCUAACGUCUGAAGAGGAUCCGGCCAUGAGCUCCAGCAGUCCGAGCAGACAGCUGGCAGACGGACUGACUGCAUCCACACUGCUGAUGCUUGUAUCGAGCCGAGGAGCGCUACAGAUGCGGACUGUCUGGGUCCUGCGUCUGGACUGAAUCCUGUCUGAACCAGAACCAGAGCAGAGGGACCCCAAAGCCAUGGUCAAACCAGCAAGAUGUGCCUGUGAUGCUCAGGAGUGAGGAGCAGAGCAGCUGAGGAGGAGGAGGAGAUGGGCUGCACCUCUACCAAGCAGGUGUCUGCGGUGCCGGGGGGUGAGGAGGGUCAGAACAAAUCCCACAGCAAUGGGGACCUCCUCUCCGAUGAGUACAAGAUGAAAGGAGUGGAAAAAGUGAAGUACAUCAGUGGAGAAGAGGGAGGAGUGGACGGCCAGGACAGCACAGAGAAGAGUGCACUCCUGGGUAAAGGCCAACACUCAGAUGAAACAGGGUCAAACGGAAAUGAAAAGAUUCUGAGCAUCCACUCCUCAGAGAGCCAGCAGGAAUUCUUCAGGAUGCUGGACGAGAAGAUUGAAAAAGGCCGGGACUACUGCUCAGAAGAGGAGGACAUGACAUAGCACUGUGGUCCAACACUCCAAGUUUGAAAGAGCCGUCAGUCCAGUGCUAUGGAUGGACCCUACCAUGAGUUCUAAUAUCCCGGAGGACUCUGUCUUCUUGUAUGUACACGCCUGAAGAAAAUGGAUUACUGACUUGAAUGAAGCACCUUUUUGCCCUCCUGCUCACAACUUUAGUUCUUGCUGGUAACCAAGAGAGAAAUGACCUCCAUAGUUAAAGAAGGUUCAGAUUUCUCCGAAGGGAGAGAACUUUCUAGGUUUACGUCUUUAAUGAAGCCAUUUCGGGAUGAAGGAGAUCCUGGGACUUAAUGUGCACCUGCUCUUCUUCUGCUUGGACAAACCCCCGACAGGAGGCUUCCUGUGAACAUUUGAAACAUUCUGACUGUCACAAAAAAUGUGCAGAAGAAACCAGUGCUUUUAUGGACACAGAUACAAAGUGAAAACAAGGUCUUUAUCUGCAUCAUUUUGAACAUUUCAUCCUUGAAUGCCUCCCUGAAAAGUCACGGGGUUGAAACUUCCUGCAUUCCAAGACACAGUAUGAACCUCUUUUCUACAGUACGUUGGCCAGUACAGUGUGUUUGUCUGUCCAUGUCUGUUUCUGAGACGAUGUAGAGUAUUUAUGUUGAAUAAGGCUCAGGGUUGAAGUGUUGUAAUCUCUGUCUCAUGUAGUCAAAAUCCUUCCUCUCAUUAAGACACUGCUGCACCAUUAAAAUAAACACUCAUGCACUCACACUGCGGGGUUACUGAUGUCCCCUGCUUCAGUUUGUUUCCAUGUUGAACCAACAGGUGGACAUGUCACAUACAAGACUCAUUACGUGUUUCACCAGUGUUCAGUUGUGUUCAGUUUCUAUGUUGAGUUUUUGUUUUUUUAGAGAAAUAAAAAGUGUUUUCAGUAACUUAUCAA
This is a messenger RNA of Notolabrus celidotus (New Zealand spotty), 1609 nucleotides long. RefSeq lists its product as uncharacterized. Bases 364 to 708 code for a protein of 114 amino acids. NCBI's taxonomy places the organism in Eukaryota, Metazoa, Chordata, Actinopteri, Labriformes, Labridae. The transcript has 7 exons. The record is from RefSeq and is a predicted model, not a curated record.